UUUUGAAAGGCUCCUAGAAAUUGACUUUGUUUCAUUUUACUUAACAUCUUUGGAGACCUCAACAGUUUGUUCAUUCGUUGCUUUGCUUCAGUCCUGGGACUUGGACGUGUAUUUUGGUUUUAAGCCGCAUUAAAUUUGUAACAAGUGGGUCAGGCAUUUCAUACUUGGUUUCCAAAAGGAAAAAAAGAAGAAGAAAAAAGAACCCCCCACCAUUACAUAAAAAGGAUGUGGAAGCACAGGCACUGAAGAAAUCACCCUGGAAUUUCUUCUAAGUUCUUCAGAGCUACUGAUAAGGCCGCACCACAGUUGUCCAAUGAGGCAGGAAUGAAUAAUCAAGCUGGAACAAGAUUUCUUUGGUUAUUACAGACGAGGGCAUCUUGAAGAAUUGUUACACCUGCUAUUUUUUUAUGCCAGGGUAUGACAAAAGUUAAAAUAAGCUGUGUACUACUGCAGAUUUUUUUUAAAAAAAACAAACUUUUAAAAAUGAUGUUUCUCUUUUCCAAAUUUUUGCCAGUUGUUUUUAAAAUGAGUAUUAUCGAUCUGUCAAUUCAGGAGGUCAGAAACUGUCCCAGAGGAUACCAAAUGGGGAAGGAAAAUUCCUCUUGCUUUGAUAUAGACGAAUGUCUGGAAGGUAGGAUCCAGAUUUGUAGCCAAAAUUGCCUCAAUGUCCCUGGAUCCUUUAUCUGCUCCUGUAUGCCAGGCUAUUCUUUGGGAGAUGACAAGAGAUCUUGUCACGUAAGCGCUCCUGUACCAUUCCUAGUUUUCAGCCAAGGAAAUGUGAUCUAUAGAAUAGAUGUAGAAGGAACCAAUCACCAAAGACUGGUAGCUGAUGUUGGCUUAUCAGCAUUAACUGAUUACCAUUAUGAAGCAAAAUAUCUUUAUUGGGUGGACAAAGAAAAAUGUCUUCUACAACGUGUACAUUUGGAUGGUUCAAAUCAAGAGGUGUUGUUUUUAUUUUGGUCUACUGAAGGGACUUUUGAUAGCAUCUAUCGAGCAAACCUGGAUGGAAAUAAAAUACGGAGAGUUUUAAGGAGCACAGAAAAAAUCAAAACCAUUUCCUUGGACUUUAUCAAUGUAAAGCUGUUCUGGAUACAGUAUGAUGCCUUUAAUGAAAUUUCAUAUUUUGGAACCUGUGACUACAAUGGACAUUUCAUCCAGCUAUACAGACAAAUGGGACGAAGUGAAGCUUAUGACAUAUUUAUCUUUGGUGACCAUAUAUACUAUUCUGACUCAAGGACUGGAACUAUUCGGAGAGCCAAUAAAUACACUGGAAAGGAUAUUGUUGUAAUUAACUUGAAACAACCAUUUCCUCAACCUACCGAGAUACUGGUGGUGCACCCCUUAAAACAGAUCGGCAAAAGGAUGGAUUCUAAAGGACUUGGUAACUUUACUUGUCACAAUAAGGAAAAUGAAGAGGAGGAUGGCUAUGGGAAACAGGAAGUCAGCUAUACUGGGAAGAUUGUUGAUGUAGAAAAAGGGACAGACAGAAAGUUCUUCUCAGACAAAAUAAAGGGUUGCAUGAUGAACAGCAAAGAAAACUGGAAUAAAAAGUUCAAGGGGAGACAUAAAAGCAGUAGACCAAUAUCAGAAAGACUAUCAUUCAGAAGGCACAACAGAGAACUGAUUUCCUGUUCAAGCAAUUAUAUUCACUGCAGUUAUGAUUGUGGACAGACACAGGAAGGGCCUAUUUGCUUUUGUCCUGAAGGAUCAGUUCUCCAAGCCGAUGGAAAAACAUGUUCAGGUUGUACAUCGCCUGAUAAUGGUGGUUGUAGCCAGAUUUGUACAUCUUUGGGUCCAACAACCUGGGAUUGUGGUUGCUUUCCUGGCUUUGAUCUCCAGGAUGACAAAAGACAUUGUGUUGCUUUAAGUCCAAAGCCAUUUCUGUUGUUUGCAAACAGUCAAGAUAUCCGUAGCAUUGCUUUUGAUGGGACGGAAUACUCAAGAGUCCUUGGCUGGCAGAUAGGAAUAGUCUUAGGUCUGGACUGGGAUCCGAUGGAAAGUAAGAUUUAUUUUACCCAUACAGACCUGAAGUGUAUAGAGAGAUCUGAGCUGGAUGGCACCAAUCGUGAAAAAGUUGUAUGUGACGCAAGUGAGAGACCAGAAGGACUAGCAUUAGACUGGAUUAAUCGCAAAUUGUACUGGACUGACCCCGGGAAAUGUAGCAUUGAAAGUAGUAAUCUAAAUGGAAUGCAGAGAAAAAUAAUCAUCCAGGAGAAGGUGUUUCAUCCUCAAGGAAUUGCUGUUCAUCCAUUUACCAGGGAACUGUUUUGGACAAACCUAGGGCUCAAUCCACAUAUUGGAAAAUCUACUUUACAAGGCUCAGAGCGUGUCAUUAUAGCAAAUUCAGGCUUGCUUUGGCCCAGUGGAAUAACUAUUGACUACGCUGAGGACAAGCUGUACUGGUGUGAUGCCAAAAUGUCUGUUAUUGAAAUGGCAAACCUGGAUGGUUCUAAUCGGCAAAUACUUGCACAGAAUGAUGUAGGCCAUCCCUAUGGCAUCACAGUUUUUGAGCACCACAUUUGGGUAUCUGACUGGACUAGGCCUUCAUUACUCAGAAUAGACAAGAAAAAUGGCCUCAAGAAGAUACGCCUUGGAGGAAGCAUGAUGAGACCCUCUUCACUGCUUGUAGUUCACCCUUUAGCCAAACCAGGUAUACUGUAUGUCAAGUGUACUUCAGUCUUUUUUCUGAUUAGCUCUAUAUGGGGACUUAUUAGGGCAGUGAUG
This is a messenger RNA of Thamnophis sirtalis, 2724 nucleotides long. The record is from RefSeq and is a predicted model, not a curated record. Lineage: Eukaryota; Metazoa; Chordata; Lepidosauria; Squamata; Natricidae.